AUGUUGACAAAUGCCGGUCCCCGUACAGCCAAAAUCAGUAGAGACGUUAGCAAUUUCAUUAUCACUCAAGUUCUGGAAAGAAGUGAUGAUCUGAUCAAAAACUCGUAUAGACGCCUAACCACUGAAAACGUUGCAAGAAACGAGCAUUGGUCUCGAAUUGCUGAAAAAGUAACAGAAAAGUUCGAUAUUCCAGCAGAGAUGGAGCGAGUCAAGUCACAUUUUCAUAAUAGGAAAAAAGUUCUUCUAGCCAGAAUCAAAGACGAAUUGAAGUUAAUUCAGAACUCUUGUAUGAUGACGACUGACGAAAAAAUUGAGGAACUAGUGAAACGAAGAAUUUGUAUUGGAGAAUAUGAUGAACAACUUGCUAGAGUUUGUCUAGAUAUCGAAGAUGAAGAAAAAGGAAGAACUGAUCAAUUUGGUAAUGAUCAGUUCAUGCAGCAGCCGACAAUGAAUUUAUUCACAGAAACUACUCAUCAGUCAUUAUUAUGCCAACUUUUGAGUUCUUCCGGUCCCCAACCUACUGCAGAUAAACCUGCUUUGAACCUUUCUCCUAUGGAGUCUGCAUCAGCAUCAAGCAGAGACUCAGACGUACCGGUUUCCAUUCCCAUUCCCACAACGAUGGCCACAACGAGGGCACCGCUCCUAAGCAAACUAUUAUGUGAUCCAUCAACAUCAAAAGAAAACAGUUUUUCGAAGAAUUCAGAAGAUUCGAAAGUGAACAGACCGCCGUCUGGAGUACGGAAUAUGCCGGUUUUAUUCCCGGAAAGGAAGCGUCGUGCCGCAAGUCCGAUAGAGAAAAACAAUUUAUCUUCAGUAUUACCAAGCCCCAAUGGACAAUAUCUUUCACAUCUAAUUGUUGACAUCACAUCACCACAAGAGCUUAAAAAGCUGUUAUCUGUUUUGAUUGACAAUGGAUUCUCCAGAUUCCAGCAUGUGGCAACUUCAGAUAUGGUGGCUUCUUCGAUUGAAGCAGGAAUACAACGAGCAUCCAGAAUAAGAAACUUCGAGAACCACGAAACACGGCAUGAAGAUCAGUUCGAUAGAGAUGAAACACUAUUCUGGCCAACUCGAAAUCCUGAAAAUGGAUCAUUGACAGUUUCUCCUGAUAUGAGAUCUGAUGUGAUGGAUUCUAUCAAAAAUAGAGUUGAACGUGUCGAUGUGGAAGUUAAACUCGAACCAUGCACUGAUGAAGAUGAUGAGUAUGAAGAAGAGGUGGAUGAACAGACGGCACAAUUAGAAGCACAAUUAGCGUCGGAAGCACUGCAGACUGGUUUGGCAUUGUUCGGAAAAUCUCCAUCUCCGAAGAAAAUGAGAAGUGAUCAUUCUGCGAGUAGUUCCUGGAGUGAUAUUGUAACGGCUACUUGUGAAAUGUGUGGAACAGUGAUUCGUUUAAAUUCUGGUGGCUCAAAAUGGAACUUCUAUGAGCAUGUAAUGAUGAAACACUCUAAACACAAACCCUAUAAGUGCCCUCUGUGUCCAUAUCAAACUGGAAGGAAAGUUCGUGUGAAGCAACAUGCAUUAUCACAACAUAACACAGAAAUUGAACCAGUUGAUAUGAUAACGCCAGAAAUCCGAAGUGAAUGGCUGAACACAAUGUCCAAGUGCUUUCCGGACCAUCAAUACGGAAAAAGUACAAGAAUCUGA
Messenger RNA from Caenorhabditis remanei, 1644 nucleotides. RefSeq lists its product as uncharacterized. NCBI's taxonomy places the organism in Eukaryota, Metazoa, Nematoda, Chromadorea, Rhabditida, Rhabditidae. The coding region runs from base 1 to 1644 and encodes 547 amino acids. The record is from RefSeq and is a predicted model, not a curated record. The transcript is spliced from 8 exons.